This is a messenger RNA of Cherax quadricarinatus, 1791 nucleotides long. RefSeq lists its product as uncharacterized. The record is from RefSeq and is a predicted model, not a curated record. NCBI's taxonomy places the organism in Eukaryota, Metazoa, Arthropoda, Malacostraca, Decapoda, Parastacidae.
CUGAUUCAUAACGAAUUGCAGUUAGUUACAUAAUAUAUAUUUCUUGGUCAAGGCUGAGAGCUGGUCAGCAGUCAGUGUGUCAGCGAAAGGUCAGCAGUAGCAGUCACUGUAAUCAAGAAAAAUGGUGGUUGCCAUAGUAACUCUCACUAGCUUUCUGACGUUAUGGAUCAAGUGUGAAACCUUUGUAGUUCCCAAAAGUGACAGAGGUAUAACAGUCCUUUACAGCACCAAUUGUGACAUCACUAACGAGCCUAUCAUACCAGAGAGCAAGAAGCAAAAUAGUUUACAGAGCCAAGAACAUUCAGAGUUGUAUGCAAGAACUGAAGCCAAGGUAUAUGCCAUCACUACAACAAUAGUACCACAUUGCCUACAAUGCUUUAGUGAAAAGGAAGGUAUAUCUGAACACACAAUCAGUAAUUCAAAACCACUGCUAACUAAUUCAUCAAACACUGAAGAACCAUUUACCAAGUUGCAGCAGAAAUGCAAACAAAAUACUCAGUGCAGAGAUGAACUUAAAGAACAGUAUGCAAGUGAUCACAAACACAAUUCUUUUACUAUAACAAAUAUAGCCAAAGGCCAGCAUGUAGGAGACAAAUAUGUUAGAUCACAAUUUAUCUCAGAAAGUCAACCUAAUAUGGUCACUAAACAGGCAGUACAUAAUAAAGAUAAAGUAUACACGUAUAGCUCCCAUGAUUUUUUCUCUGGUAGUCAUGACAACAUUGAAAGAAGGGAGGCCAGUUUUCUAGGUCAAAGACAAACCAAGAAUGAUGCACGCCUUGCUGAAACCCUCGCUGGCAGAGAUAAAAGAAACACAAGAUUAGGCAAGGAAAAGCAACUUUCUGAUAAUCAACAAGACAAUGAAGCGCAUGAACAUCCAGAAAUUUUUGUUGCAAGAAGUGAUAUGGAUCAUCACAAGAAAUUUAACGUUCUUGGCGUACUGUAUUCUCUAGUGUCGUAUGCUGCAAAUGAUGAGUAUGAGCAAAUUAGAUUGGUAGAAGACAUGAAUUGGCCUAACAGUAAUAUAGAGCUUAACAAUUACAGAAAGGCUGAUGUACUUGGCACACUGUAUUCUUUAGUGUCAUAUGUAGCAAAUCAAAAAUUUGAACACAAUGAUGAAGUUAAAUUACAUGAUACAGGGUAUUUUGAGGAACAAAACACGGAGAAACAAAUGAAACAGGACGUUCCAACUAAUUCACUGAACCUAAUCUCUCUCACCAGCCAGUCUGAAAAUGCUAAAGUUGUUCGUCAGACAGAACAACUUGCUGACAAUAAGAUGAAUGAUAAAACAAGUUCGCCUCUAAAUGAAAAUGAAGGGUCUGGUGUAAUUACAGCAUUCAGUGGUUAUUUAAACAGUUACGGCUGGAGAGGUUAUUUGAUAUUAUCUGCCUCAAUUGUAAUAUUCUUGACAUUACUAUUAUUCUCUGCAAGUUGUCUAGCAAGAGCCUAUAGUCGGCAAACAAACUGGAAGCAAUUAACAAUGUUUAAGACCUCAAAACAUCCUGCACCCCUGUAGCUGUAUAAAGCAUAAUUUUAAUAUAAAAUUAUUGCAAAAUAUAAUUAGUGAACAAUUAAUGUAGGCUUCCUAAGUCAACUGUGCAUUGAUAGAACAAUUAAAUUACCUGUGCAUGAAAGUAUGUACAGCAUACAUUGUUUAAUAACAGAAUAAAAUAGUCAUUUUCUUAAAUAUUCUUGGAUACAUUUGUGAAUUAUCAUAAACAUUAUGAUUUGGGGUGAACCUUUCAAAGGUUUAAAUCUCUUAUUAGGAUUUGUGUGAAUAAAAAAAAGUUACUU